AUGUUUCAGGGCACGUACCAACAGGAAAUAGAGAAAAUGUUGCUGGAUCAUUGUCUGGGAACCUUCCGGCGUACACAGCAGCGGUGCAUAAAAAGACCCUUCAGGCCGGGAAGCGAGGCAGCCGCAGUGGCUCGCUCGACAGGCGCAGGCAGAGGGUGUCGGGAGCAUUCAAAUCAAAACACGUGUCGCCAGAGAACGCGCCUGCGCGGCAGCCGCGCUGUCGGUUUUAUCGCCGACGUGUGUCCCCCGCAGGUCGGCGCGCAGCCUCCGCGCUACGGAGUACCUGCCAGGCAGUUGGCGGAGGUGGCGGUGGCGGUGCGGGGGAGAUGCGCCGCGAUUAUCGCGCCGACGACACCUGCCGACGCGACGUGGCGUAUCGGGCUGGGGGAGCCGGCCGCCGAAUGCGGGCAGGCGGCGCCGGGAGAGAAGGGUGGGGGUGCGCGCGGCACAAGGCGAGGAAUUCAGCCGGCAGCCGCGGGCCGGCAGCGGGAUUCCUCAGGGGCCGCUGGCUGUCUGGAGGCGGAGGCGGGGGCGGAGGCGGAAGCGGGGGCGGGGGCGGCCCUGGGCAGGCGCGGGACACCGGCCGGGCGGGGCGGCGGCAGGCCUCCACUGUGCAAACUUCCUACGUCACGGAAGUCUCCAACGUCGAGAGGGAAAUAUACAUCUAUUACACGUGUCUGA
This is a messenger RNA of Schistocerca cancellata (South American locust), 681 nucleotides long. RefSeq lists its product as uncharacterized. The record is from RefSeq and is a predicted model, not a curated record. Lineage: Eukaryota; Metazoa; Arthropoda; Insecta; Orthoptera; Acrididae. Bases 1 to 681 code for a protein of 226 amino acids. The transcript has 2 exons.